This is a messenger RNA of Funneliformis caledonium, 177 nucleotides long. The record is from the annotation of a GenBank genome assembly. Lineage: Eukaryota; Fungi; Glomeromycota; Glomeromycetes; Glomerales; Glomeraceae.
AUGUUUGCUGAUUCUCGUCAUACUUUAUAUUUUAUAUCGAAUAUGAGUGAAAAUACUAUUGUUCUAUUUGGACUAACUGGGAGUGGAAAGUCGACUAUAGCUAACAUGCUGAUUCAAGGAGACAUGAAGGCAAUGCGUGAAUCAAGUGCUAGAACUGUUCCACAUAAAGAGGGCUAA